Molecule: messenger RNA, 932 nt
Organism: Gastrolobium bilobum
Lineage: Eukaryota; Viridiplantae; Streptophyta; Magnoliopsida; Fabales; Fabaceae
Product: proline-rich protein 4-like
Exons: 2
Coding region: 56-745 (229 amino acids)
Source: RefSeq, a predicted model, not a curated record
UCCCUUUUUCAGCUUCAUUGCCAAACCAAGCUGGUUUGGCCUAGUUGUUUUCGCAAUGAGAAAUUCUUCCACGUUGAAAUGCGCACUCUUGCGCUUCUUUGUUCCCUUGUUGCUUAUUGCCAGCUUCUGUUAUGCUCCUUCUGCUAUAGCAACAACUGAAGUUUCAGGGAAUGAAGUGAACACCGAUGGGAAGCUUGUAAAUGAGGAACAUACAAAGACAAGCCUAGGAGGACAUAAUGAAGAAGCAAAAUUCAAAGGAUUUUUUUUCCCAAAACCAAUUCCAUUUGUUAAGCCUAUACCAAAGCCAAUUCCAAUUGUUAAGCCUAUACCAAAACCAAUUCCCGUUGUUAAGCCUAUCCCUAUUCCAGUAUAUAAGCCUAUUCCGAAACCAAUUCCCGUUGUUAAGCCUAUUCCAAAGCCAAUUCCUGUUGUUAAGCCUUUCCCUGUUCCAGUAUAUAAGCCUAUACCAAAGCCAAUUCCCGUUGUUAAGCCUAUUCCAAAGCCAAUUCCUGUUGUUAAGCCUAUCCCUGUUCCAGUGUAUAAGCCUAUACCAAAGCCAAUUCCUGUUGUUAAGCCUAUCCCUAUUCCAGUGUACAAACCUAUUCCUAUUGUUAAGCCUAUACCAAAGCCAAUUCCAGUUGUUAAGCCUAUCCCUAUUCCAGUGUACAAGCCUAUACCAAAGCCAUUUCCAAUUGUUAAGCCUAUUCCAAAACCAUUUCCUCCCAUUGUUAAGCCUAUUCCAUAGUCUAUAUAUCUCGACAUCAAUUGCGUUAGCAUAAUCCAAUUGUACCCAUCAUGUGUAUUUUAUUGGAAUAUAUGUAAUUAAUGCUUUCGCUUCAAUAAAGUUCUCAGGAUUGCUCUUGUAACUUGAUUCUAGUAAUCCAAGAAUCCUACUGAUUUUCUAUUACUAUUUUUGUUUAAAUAGUAUUUUU